AUGGAGGAUUGGGACCUCCGGUUGUCGCCUCCCGAGAGAAUGCUGCGACACACGAUCGACUCAGGACCGUACAGGUUACUCUCUUGCUCAACUAAAAAUGACAAAGCAGGGGUGUUACAGGAGCUAGAGAAGGGCGUGGAAGCAAAUUUUGCUGACUAUGAUAAGAGGACAGCUCUCCAUUUGGCAUCAUGCGAAGGUUGCACUGAGGUGGUUGUGCUACUUCUUGAGAGAGGAGCUGAUGUGAACUCCAUUGACCGUUGGGGUCGAACUGUCGGACUUGAUGCACAAAAUCCAUGCUAUGAGAUUGACUGCAAUGAGAUUGACAUGGAGGGGGCUAUUCUAAUUGGAGAAGGAGCACUUGGUGAAGUGAAUAUGGUGAAAUGGCGUGGUACAGAAGUUGCAGCAAAAACAAUACGUUCCUCCAUUGCCCCAAAUCCAAGAGUUAGGAGUGACUUCAAGAAGGAAUUGACUCUUUGGCAGAAGCUGUGCCACCCUAAUAUUGUGCAGUUCCUUGGUGUUCUAAAGCAAUCUGAUCGUUUAAUCUUUCUCACUGAGUAUCUCCGCAAUGGAAGCUUGUUUGAUAUACUGAGGAAGAGAGGAAGACUUGACCCACAGACUGCAGUUGCAUAUGCUUUGGAUAUUGCAAGCUUCCUGUGUAGACAAACUCGCUUCCAGUUGGAGUUCUUGCAGUUGCAGUAG
Messenger RNA from Eucalyptus grandis, 699 nucleotides. RefSeq names its product integrin-linked protein kinase 1-like. Gene Ontology annotation, biological process: protein phosphorylation. NCBI's taxonomy places the organism in Eukaryota, Viridiplantae, Streptophyta, Magnoliopsida, Myrtales, Myrtaceae. The transcript has 7 exons. The record is from RefSeq and is a predicted model, not a curated record. Gene Ontology annotation, molecular function: ATP binding; protein kinase activity; protein binding. Bases 1 to 699 code for a protein of 232 amino acids.